AUGGCCGUCCUAACAGGUAAUGCGCUGGAACAGUCGUCAUCUCAUCGGCUCACCAGACAGGAGAGUCGACUAGGGACGGGGCUACGGGAUGAGAGGGAUGAGACUCAUUCGAGAGGCACGAUGGCGGCACUAAGAGAAAAGAGGAAGAGGAGGAGCGGGAUUGGCCCCGGCUGGACACUCAAAAGAGGCCCCCUGAGGUUGUCAGUGGACCGACCUGGCUCAGUACCUCACCUACUUGUACGGAGUAUGGUUGAACGUGUUCCUGGCAGCCAGCUGCAAGAUGCACGCCCGACUCCCCCGUGCCCCUGGCAUUUUGUUCCUGGCACUUGUCUGGCUUGGACACUGCAGAGCGUAGCGCGGACAGAAGCUGCGUCACUUAUUGGUGGGCAGCAGACACAAGGAAAGCCGUUGGCAAGUGAAGGGGUGUUGGCAUCCUGUGGCCUUAUGUCAGCUGAACCAGGGGUACGUACUAUGCUUAACAGCCCGGGCAGUGAUGGAGGGGUGGAAGACUCAAAUGUCAAAAUUGCAAGUGGGGUCGAUUCUCGCUGCUUUCUCUUCUUUUCAUCCCGCGCCUACUACUCCGUACUCCGGACGCCAGGCACACUGCACGCCGGCAUGUUCCCCUCGGCUUAUCUGCUACUCCUGGCCUUUUCAGCAGCCGCGGGUGAUGAAUUGCCGUCAUUGCAUCAAUGGAUGUUCCUGCACGAUCUGAAGCCAAAAAAGCAAGCGCCCUCAAACGCUUCACUCGUCCUCCUGAUUACCUCCUUCCUAAACAUGGGCGUGCCUGUGCCUGCCUGUGCCACCAACGGCAGGUACUCGUGCGUACCAUCCUGCCUUGCCUGCACCUGCCUCGGUUGCUUGGAUGGAACGGAAAGUGCCCUGACUGGACUUGGAAGGAAGCAAUUAUUCCUGAGUCUUCCAUCUUCCUCCACACAACUUGACGAGAUACCUACGCCCCCCCCUCCCUCGUCUUCGGUCUUCGACCCUCAAUGUCUCGGUCUGCCAGUAAGGAUUCAUCAUCAAAACAAACCAUCAGUCUCAUCGCCACGACGCCUUUGGACCAGAGGAGCGAAGAAGGAACAUGGCCGCACGCCAGAGAACGCACAUGACACCGCCCCAAAUUCCAUCCUCUUGAUCGACGCCUCCUUCAAUAUCAACGACCACAAUAACCGCCAUAGCCGCCUUGAUUCCGCCCUCCUAGCAAGCAGGAGGAAGAGGAAGCAUUUGCCCAUUCUCAAAAGUCUUGUCAACCUCGAAAGGCACGGCUAUGGCUGUCUUUGCACAAAGCCGUUACAGCUCGACAGUCUCGCGUACCUACCCCAUCAAAUCGCAUCAUCUCAAUCACCAAAAGUCUACCGCCCUGGCUUACUACGGCAUGAGCUUGCGCUUCCAUCGAACCAUACGCUGCCAGUCAGCGAAACAUCUCUCGCAUCGCCCGCAAGCUUUGAUCAGCAACGCAGCCAAGACCCCUUCCGAGCCGUUGCCGUUUUCACCUGCGCGCUUGUCACCAAAAUUCCUCCCAAAGUCAUCCGCCCACCGCUCAAAGAGUCCCGGCCCGCUCUCGUGCCCUCCAUCGCCUGGCCCCCGCAUGCUUCCCGUCGUUUCGCCUCACCAAGUUCGCAUACCUAUCACAUUCGCAAGUCGUUGCCACUUGCCACAACCUCUGUUUAUCCACCGCGUACUUCUUGGCCCUCUGGCUCUCUCACUGUCUCUCUUGCUCUCGAUUUGGUUCCGCAAGGGGUGGCUCUAGCAGAAACGGGAGUCGGCUGCGUCCCGCACUUAAAUACAUGGCUAGGUACGCCCUGCCGCUCCAUCACUCUACUUGUUGGCGCCGGGCUGUACUCAAGCUUCCAGGUCACGUCGGCAUCUCCAGCAGUCACCGUUGAACAUAGACCAGCAAGCACACGGUUCAGCAGUUCCAAGACAGAUGCUUUACUGCUUCUUCCGGGCAAGCACUUCUCAACCAUCUACGAGGGGCGUGUCGACCAAAUUAUCAAGAGACCAGGGGCGCACUAA
This is a messenger RNA of Colletotrichum lupini, 2016 nucleotides long. RefSeq lists its product as uncharacterized. The coding region runs from base 1 to 2016 and encodes 671 amino acids. The record is from RefSeq and is a predicted model, not a curated record. Lineage: Eukaryota; Fungi; Ascomycota; Sordariomycetes; Glomerellales; Glomerellaceae. The transcript is spliced from 13 exons.